Messenger RNA from Paramecium octaurelia, 1229 nucleotides. The record is from the annotation of a GenBank genome assembly. Lineage: Eukaryota; Ciliophora; Oligohymenophorea; Peniculida; Parameciidae.
AUGGGAUAAGAAUUUUAUAAUAUGUAAAAUAUUAAAAGGCAAAAAUCUCUUUUUGAUUAAACAUUUAGUUAAAGAGCAACAACAACAGCAGAAUCAAAAAGGACUUGCAAAAUACCUAUAUAGAUAAUUGAUUUCAAAAAUAAAUUUGAGACUUAUCUCUCUGGAUAAACUUCAUGUGUUGAUGUUAUUAAAUAUAAUAACAGCUUGCCAACAAAAAAAUAUAGAAAUGUAAACCUAAUAAUAAUAUUUAGAGCAUUUUAACAAAAAGAAAGACUCUUCAUAUUACAAAUACUAUUACUUAAUAAGAAACGAUGAUUGAUUACAAUGACAUCAAAGAAUUUAUUGUAAACCAUGAUUAAAACUAUACUGAAAUUAAGAAAACCCUAAAUACUCAGCCUUCUCUGCCAGAAAGAAAGUCCUCAAAAUAAGGAUUCAGAACUUACAUUAAAAGUGAUUAUUAAGAAAAUAAACGAUUAAAUCACUUGAAUUUAAUAGCAGAAGAUUAUCGAUCCUAAAUAAGAAAUAAUAAUUUAGUGUCUAGUCCUGAUUAGUUGAGUAUAAUAUUAGAUUUAUUGUAGUAUUUAAGAAUAAGAUCUAAGCAAGAACUAAACAUUUGGCAUUAAUCAGGUAUUUAUCGAGUUAAUUUAGACCUAAAUUGGACUCAGCACACAUACAGUCUCGAAUAAAAUAGUUAAAGUUGGAAAAUGGAACGAAAUAACCAAUCGUGGAUGUAUAUUAGAAAGUAAAAAUGAAAAUUUAGAUAAAAGCUAUUUCGGGCUACGUCAGAUCAUUUUCUAGAUGCUUUAAAAUUAAAUUGCAAUGUGAAAACAAAUGAGCUUCAUAAAAUGGGAGAAUUAGAUUUCUAUGAGUAAUAUUUAUCUAAAAAAUCAUUUAUAGGUUGGACAACAGAUAAAACUCAGUUUCAGAAAGACUUCCCAAAAAGUCUUAUAAGGGAAUUCAGAAAUCAUUGAAAUACAAUAAAAAUUGUCCAACAAAUCAAGUCGAUGAUUGCAUCCUUGAUGAAUCUAUAAUUUCAGAGACAGAAGGUUGUCUAUUAUUAUCAUUUAUAAGCUAAACUAAAUAUCUUUUAUGGCCAAAGCAAAGAUUAUUAAAAAAAAAUCAUGAAUAGAAAUGAAAAUCCAAAUAAAGUUGUAAACAUCAUUUCCAAAAUAGACUAAAUUAGAGAAAAUAUCUACAAAGUCAAUAAAAAUAAAUUAGAUUGUGAUUGA